AUGGUUAGCAAGUAUGCGACUGAUCAGCCCCAGGGGUUCACAAACAGAAUCGAAAGGGUGGCCAUUGUCGGGGCAGGUGGUUCGAUUGGAAAGCACCUGACGGAAGCAUUGCUUAAAACCGGCCAGCACAUUAUUACCGCUAUCGCACGCCCAAACAGCACCACCAAGCUUCCAGAAAGUCUCAACGUCGUCCAUAUCGACUACAGUGGUGACGACGAUACCGCGCUAGUUGAAGCUUUGCAGGGACAGCAGGCUCUGAUUAUCACAAUGUCCGUAACUGCUCCGAGAGGCACGAUCAACAAAAUAGUACGCGCCGCAGCAAAGGCCGGUGUACCUUACGUUCUGCCGAACUGGUUUGGCCUCGACGGCGCCAAUAACUCGCUAUCUAACGAUAGCAUGCUCAGCGCCAACCGCGACAGCAUUCUUGCCGAGUUCGGCGCCCUUGAAUCAACCUGCUAUAUCUCCUUGGUGUGCAAUUUCUGGUACGAAUUUAGUUUGGGCGGGGGACCUGACCGAUUCGGCUUCGAUUUUAAGAGUCGUUCCUUUAUACAAUUCGAUGAACACGACGUUAUCUUAAAUACAACCACAUGGCCUCAGUGUGGUCGUGCCAUUGCCAGUCUUCUCAGUUUGAAGGAGCUCCCGAAUGAUGAAAGUGAUACGUCGCCUACACUAUCCCAGUUCGCCAACAGUUCCGUUUACAUCUCGAGUUUUCGGUUGAGCCAACGUGAUAUGUGGGAAAGUGUGAAGCGUGUUACUGGUACUGACGACUCUGACUGGAACAUCACGCAUGAAUCUGUAACGCAGCGCUGGAGGGAAAGCCGUGCUGCUGUGGAAAAGGGGGAUUUUUCCGCGUUUCCCAGGAUGUUAUACAGUCGCAUCUUCUUUCCUACUGCCGAUGGUGGCUAUCAGUCUUGUCGUGAGCUGCAUAAUGAUUUGCUUGGCCUGCCAGUGGAGGACUUGGAUGAGUUUACAGCUAUUGCGAUUAGAAUGGGGGAGAAUGAUGAAGUGGUGAAAGCACACUAG
Messenger RNA from Penicillium brasilianum, 1023 nucleotides. The record is from the annotation of a GenBank genome assembly. NCBI's taxonomy places the organism in Eukaryota, Fungi, Ascomycota, Eurotiomycetes, Eurotiales, Aspergillaceae.